This is a messenger RNA of Alligator mississippiensis (American alligator), 1581 nucleotides long. RefSeq names its product ankyrin repeat domain 33 (gene ANKRD33). The coding region runs from base 1 to 1002 and encodes 333 amino acids. The record is from RefSeq and is a predicted model, not a curated record. The transcript has 3 exons. Gene Ontology annotation, molecular function: protein binding. NCBI's taxonomy places the organism in Eukaryota, Metazoa, Chordata, Crocodylia, Alligatoridae.
AUGGUAGCCUGCUACGCAGGCUUCUUGGACAUCGUGGUCCUGCUGAGCGGGUGCCCCUACGUGGACAUCAACCACCAGGACAAUGACGGCAACACAGCCCUCAUGAUUGCAGCCCAGGCAGGCCACGACAUGAUUGUGAACUACCUGCUGAACUACUACCCCGGCCUGGAGGUCGACAAGAGAGACGCCCGGGGCCUGACCGCGCUCAUGAAGGCCGCGAUACAGGGAUGCAACAACUGUGUCACCGCGCUGGUCCUGGCGGGGGCUGACCUGAACGCAGUGGACCCAGUCAAAGGGAAGACGGCUCGUGAGUGGGCGGUGUUCACUGGGCGCUUCGAGACCAUCGUGCAGAUCCGGCGCCUGUUGCAGCGGCCUCGGGCCGAGCAGUUCAGCAGCGAGUACUUGCCCGAGUGGCCAGCCCUGCCCGAGCUGGUGGCCAAGGCGCUGGCCACGAAAACCAGGGGCGAGCGGAUGCAAGAGAAGAUCCGCUCCAGUUUCAGCUUCCGCUUCCCACACGACCCCGAGGUGGACGGGGUGAUGGACCACAUGGUCAAGAUAACCACCAGCCUGGCCAGCCCCUUUGUGUCCACUGCUUGCCAGACCAUCUGCCCCCUGAGCCCUCCAGAGGUGGGCAAGCGCAGACUAGCUGUGCCAGAGAUCCUCAGGGCACAGGUGCCCAACGCCGAGCCCCCAGCCGAGGCCAAGACAUGCUCUGGGGCCGAGGAGCUCCCCGGCUGUAGCCAGCCUCCAGCCCUGGCCUCAUCCCAGCCCCGUGGUAGCAUGCCCAGCUUCCUGCCCCUGCGGCUGCUGCGCAGAAGCAGCAUCUUCCCCGAGGACCAUGUCCCCAGGAUCAAGCUGACCAAGCCACCCGCCCCGCCAGCCUCCGCGGAGGAGCAGCCGGAGGAGUCGCAGGACAGGAACACGCUGCGGCUGCCCAAAUGGAGGUACAAGGAGCUGCGGGAAAAGAGGAGAGCAGCCAAGGAGUUAGAGGAGGGAAGCUGAGGGAUGGGGACACGGGGAGCCCUGGACAAAGGCCUAAGAUGUGUCCAUUCUGGCCACCCCAUGGAUGCACUGGGAGCAUGGCUAGGGUUGGGCAAGGAUACAGGGCUCCUGCCCAACCCUAGCACUUUGCUUUCCCUGCUUCGACAUUAGACCCCCUGCCCCGAAAGGCUGCUGAAGGCUCAGCAGCACAGUGCCCGGCCCCUACAUGUCCUGCCACCCCAGGCAUAUCUGGGGUGGCAUAUCUGGUGCCCAGAGAGUGGACUGGCCACGAUGGCACGGAGGGGUCUAUGGGCCUUGGGCACUUCAGUGCCCAGCCUGCUGCAUCCUGGCCUCAGGCCUCUGCAGGGCUCCCUUGGGCUGCAGGAGGUGAAGGAAACGGACCCAUCCCAUGGGGUGACCUCCGUCUCUGUCCCGUGUCACCAGCAUCUCGCCCUCGCAGCGCAGUCGUGGGGCGCGGCAGGUCCAUUAAACGCGGAGUGGUUGCCGUGUUAAGAGCUUUAUUACGACCUGAGCCUCAAGGCUGGUGAUGCGGCGGCUAACAGUGCUUUGUCCUUUUUCCGGGCAUCUCCCCCAGGAGAG